CUUCGGGUCUUUAUAACGGCCUCAUAGUAGUUCCUGAAAGAAUUCGCUAAUUACAGAUCGCCGGUUUCCUUCAGGAAAAAUCGUCGCUCCUUUGAUUCUCAAGCUCAGAACAAGGUGAUAUUCAUGUAUUCCAGAAGUACAGUGGCAUCUGCUGUUUCCUGUGCAUCGGGAAACAAGAAAAGCUCUGGAGUUUUGGUUGGUUUGCUCCCAGGAUUCCUGGGAUAUUCUGGUUAUUUUGUUAACUUCCACUUGUUAAAGGCCAUUGUUAGGAGCACAUAUUCAUCAGCUGUUUUUGGUAUUCGUUGAGGGUCCUUGCCUUAGCUGGAUCAGUUACUGGCUUGUGUGCCUUCAGAUUCUUGGAGCUCUUUCCAUUAGCCAAUCUAUCAUUCCUGGAGAUGGUUUCUUCUGGUAUACCUGGUUUAACCAAGAAUGGUGUUCAGAAGCUCUGCACCAUGAAAAUACUUUUACCGAUCGGUCCACCUGAUACUAUUUCAGCUGACCAUGAGGACUUAGAUUUUUCUGAUGUUUUUGGUCCCACCUCAGAUAAUUUUGUCCCACGAGCAACUUCUGAUGUUAAAAAUUAUGAUACCCCAAUGGUCAUUCAAAACAGGUCGCAUGCUCUAGUUGGGCCAUCUCAUAUUAGCCAGCUUUUGCAGCUCACUUCACUUGAAAAAAACAGCUUACUGGAUCUUGUAGAGUGCUCCACAAUUGACACUGAUGUUCACCAAGAGAAGGCAUGCACUAAUGAUGUUGUAGAGAAAGAUAACCAAACAGAGGAGGUUUCAGGAGUAGGACUUGAUGAUUUUGAAGUAUUGAAACUUGUUGGACAAGGGGCUUUCGGCAAAGUUUUUCAAGUGAGGAAAAAAGGCACUUCAGAAAUAUUUGCAAUGAAGGUUAUGAGAAAGGAUAAGAUAAUUGAAAAGAAUCAUGCCGCUUACAUGAAAGCGGAGAGGGAUAUAUUGACAAAAGUUGACCAUCCAUUUAUUGUCCAGCUUAGAUAUUCCUUUCAGACAAAAUACCGAUUAUACCUUGUGCUAGAUUUUGUUAAUGGGGGACACCUAUUCUUUCAACUGUAUCAUCAUGGUUUAUUCAGGGAGGACUUGGCAAGAAUAUAUGCAGCUGAGAUAGUUUCUGCUGUCUCCCACCUUCAUGCAAAUGGGAUAAUGCACAGAGAUCUUAAACCUGAGAACAUCCUUCUGGAUGCUGAUGGCCAUGUGAUGCUGACGGAUUUUGGGCUUGCGAAGGAAUUUGAUGAGAAUGCUAGGUCGAACUCUAUGUGUGGAACUGUAGAAUACAUGGCACCGGAGAUUAUUACUGGGAAAGGCCAUGACAAGGCUGCUGACUGGUGGAGCGUUGGAGUUCUUUUAUUUGAAAUGCUUACAGGAAAGCCACCAUUUAUUGGAGGUAAUCGAGAUAAAAUUCAGCAGAAAAUAGUGAAAGAAAAGAUGAAGCUUCCAGCUUAUUUGUCCACUGAAGCCCACUCUCUGCUAAAAGGACUGCUGCAAAAGGAAGUGAUCAGGAGGCUUGGCAAUGGACCAGGUGGAAGCAAUGAGAUAAAGAAUCACAAGUGGUUUAAAUCAAUCAACUGGAGGAAACUGGAUGCCAGGGAAAUACAACCGAGCUUCAGACCCAACGUUGCUGACCAAUUAUGCAUUGCAAAUUUUGAUAAGAAAUAUACCAGCAUGCCUUUGCUUGAUUCUCCGGUCGCCAGUCCGGUCGCCGGUGACUGCGACUUCUCUAAUUUCUCGUAUGUGAGGCCCAGCAAUUUCCUUCAGAAACCCAGCUUUUUGCAGAGCAAGAUACAUUCUGCAUUGGGAGGAACUAUCGACAACUGAAAAAAAAAAGGUAUUUACAUACAUACCAUUUUAUAUCAUAUUAUUUAUAUAUCUAAUAUCCACAUCUUUAAUAUUUCAUGGCAAUCAUUCAUAGACAACUUUAUUUUAAGCUAUUUAUAUAUCUAACACCUAAAACUUUAAUAUUACAUGUCUACCACCUAUAGAACAAAUAUGAGUGCAUGUAAUGAAAUAUUAAAGUUUAUAUAAUGGUAAGAAUGAAAUAUAUGGGUGAUAUAUUUGAUAUUAAAAUUUUAUAUGAGUGGUAGGAAUAUAAUAUUAAAAUUUUAGGUGUUAGAUAUAUAAAUAGCAUGAAAUAAAGUGGUAUGUAUGUAAAUCCUUUAAUAUUAAAUAUGUUACUCCUAUAUUUCAGUACUAUAACUCUUUGUCACCCUAUACAUUUUAUUUCUUGCAUUUAUAUUUGAUCUAUGAAUGUUAGUCCUGAAAUAUUAAAGUUGUGUAUUAAAUAUGUAAAUAGCAUAAUAUAAAAUGUGGUAUGUAUGCAAAUCUCAUAAAAAAAAAAAAAAAAGGCAGGACAGAAUUUCAUUGUAUUCAUACAUAUGUGGUUAUCCUAUCUAGUCUUCUCCGCUACUUCAUAUAAUUUCUUUUAUUCUUGAUUUUAUGUAUAUGGAAAAAAAAGAUGCGGGUAAGGAUUUAAGGAUAUGUUUGAGAUAAUUAAUUUUCAACAUUUAGUU
Dendrobium catenatum is the source of this 2527-nucleotide messenger RNA. Its product is annotated as serine/threonine-protein kinase AtPK2/AtPK19-like. The record is from RefSeq and is a predicted model, not a curated record. Gene Ontology annotation, molecular function: protein serine/threonine kinase activity; ATP binding. The transcript has 7 exons. Gene Ontology annotation, biological process: protein phosphorylation. Lineage: Eukaryota; Viridiplantae; Streptophyta; Magnoliopsida; Asparagales; Orchidaceae. Bases 396 to 1835 code for a protein of 479 amino acids.